Oppiella nova is the source of this 682-nucleotide messenger RNA. The record is from the annotation of a GenBank genome assembly. NCBI's taxonomy places the organism in Eukaryota, Metazoa, Arthropoda, Arachnida, Sarcoptiformes, Oppiidae.
GCAGCGAAUGAAACUUCCCGCCGGACCGGUAGGCCUACCAGUGGUCGGGUAUAUGCCAUUCCUCGGCAAACACCCCCACAAAGACAUCGCCAAAUUGCGGGACAAAUACGGAUCAGUAUUCACAUUGCAAUUAGGAGUGAAUUAUGUGGUAAUACUCGACGACUGGGAGGCCGUGAAGGAGGCCUUACAUAAGGACACGUUUUUAGGCAAACCUACGAGUAGUCCGUUUACUGUCGUCAACACCGAUAAUGAUUACGCAAAGAGCAUAGUCGAUGACAGCGGCCACUCAUGGAGUGAGGACCGAAAGUUGGCGACACAAGUGCUCCGGGAGUUAGGCUUCGGGAAGACCAUUAUGGAGGUGAAGAUCACCGAUGAGAUCCACUAUCUUAUCAAACGUAUUGACGAGACCGAUGGCGAACCCAUGAAUAUACACGAAGUACUGGUGCCGAGCGUAUCCAACAUUAUUAUGCAACUGGUGUUUGGCCACCGAUACGAGUAUAAUGAGCCCACGCGACAAAACUUGGACCAAACCCUGGACCAAAUGCCACACGUGUUCAAUAGGUUUGGGUUUUUAGCGACGGCACCGGUAUGGUUGGCCAGGAUAGCCUUCAAAAUGGGUUUAUAUGGCGAUCAUAAGAAGUUUGAUUACUCGUAUCAGUUGUUUGAGUAUGAAUUGUGUUUA